UGACACCACCUACCCCCUUCUCCCUAUAAAUGGCAACUCAAUGCCCCCCUUAGAACUCGCAGCGCUUGAUUUGAGGCCAGGCAAGCCCCACUCAACCACCACACCUCUCCUCGUUCACGCUACCCCUUUCUGCUCUUCUUCUACCUUUCAAGUUUUAAAAGUAUAAAGAUGGCAGAGACAUUCCUAUUUACCUCAGAGUCGGUGAACGAGGGACACCCUGACAAGCUCUGCGACCAAAUCUCCGAUGCUGUCCUCGACGCUUGCCUCGAGCAGGACCCAGACAGCAAAGUUGCCUGCGAAACAUGCACCAAAACCAACUUGGUCAUGGUCUUCGGAGAAAUCACGACCAAGGCCAACGUUGACUACGAGAAGAUAGUGCGUGACACCUGCAGGAACAUCGGCUUCGUCUCAAAUGAUGUGGGACUGGAUGCCGACAACUGCAAGGUCCUCGUCAACAUUGAGCAGCAGAGCCCUGAUAUUGCUCAGGGUGUACACGGCCACCUUACCAAAAAACCUGAAGAAAUUGGUGCUGGUGACCAGGGUCACAUGUUUGGCUAUGCCACUGAUGAAACCCCUGAAUUGAUGCCAUUGAGCCAUGUUCUUGCAACAAAACUCGGUGCUCGUCUCACCGAGGUUCGCAAGAACGGUACCUGCCCUUGGCUGAGGCCUGAUGGGAAGACCCAAGUGACCGUUGAGUAUUACAAUGACAAUGGUGCCAGGGUUCCUAUUCGUGUACACACCGUGCUAAUCUCCACCCAACACGACGAGACUGUCACCAAUGACGAAAUUGCUGCUGACCUCAAAGAGCAUGUGAUCAAGCCUGUGAUCCCAGAGAAGUACCUUGAUGAGAAGACCAUUUUCCACUUGAACCCUUCAGGCCGUUUUGUCAUUGGUGGCCCUCAUGGCGAUGCUGGUCUCACCGGCCGCAAGAUCAUUAUCGAUACUUAUGGAGGAUGGGGUGCUCAUGGUGGUGGUGCUUUCUCCGGGAAGGACCCUACCAAGGUUGAUAGGAGUGGUGCUUACAUUGUGAGACAGGCUGCUAAGAGCAUUGUGGCAAGUGGACUUGCCAGAAGGUGCAUUGUGCAAGUGUCUUAUGCCAUUGGUGUGCCUGAGCCUUUGUCUGUGUUUGUUGACACCUAUGGCACUGGGAAGAUCCAUGAUAAGGAGAUUCUCAACAUUGUGAAGGAAAACUUUGAUUUCAGGCCUGGUAUGAUCUCCAUCAACCUUGAUCUCAAGAGGGGUGGAAAUAACAGGUUUUUGAAGACUGCUGCCUAUGGACACUUUGGAAGAGAAGACCCUGACUUCACAUGGGAAGUGGUCAAACCCCUCAAGUGGGAGAAGGCCUAAGUAAUUCAUUCCACUGCUCUAUGCUGGAAGUUUUUUGAGCGUUGCCCUUAUAAUAUGUCUAAUAUCCAUAACUUUCCACGUCUCUUACUCUGUGUGUUUCUCUCCUCUUCCUCCUAUUUUGUUAUUUGUAUGUUCUUUUGUAAUUUUUUACGUGAUCAACUAAAAACAUGUACUCUCUGUUUGUAUGUAUGCCCUACCAAUGUGUCUCUUAAUAUCAAUAUCAAAAAGAGAGUGUUCAAGUUAA
This is a messenger RNA of Glycine soja, 1591 nucleotides long. Its product is annotated as S-adenosylmethionine synthase-like. Gene Ontology annotation, cellular component: cytosol. Gene Ontology annotation, biological process: S-adenosylmethionine biosynthetic process. The record is from RefSeq and is a predicted model, not a curated record. Bases 169 to 1347 code for a protein of 392 amino acids. Gene Ontology annotation, molecular function: methionine adenosyltransferase activity; ATP binding. Lineage: Eukaryota; Viridiplantae; Streptophyta; Magnoliopsida; Fabales; Fabaceae. The transcript is spliced from 2 exons.